AUGUAUAAUAUUAGAGUAGAUACAGAUCAAGUAGAGGAUGGAGUAAUAAUCAAUAUUUCAGAUAAAUCAAUUUUAAAUGUAUUUACUACAUCGACACAAUUAAUUAAAAUAUUGGGUCCAUUGUUGACACUAGGUUGUAUAAUCAUUGGUAUUAUACGAAAAGAUACAUUUGGGUCUCCUGGAACUGGAAUAAGAUUCUCAAAGAUACUUGUGGCCACUCUAGUUUAG
Cavenderia fasciculata is the source of this 228-nucleotide messenger RNA. RefSeq lists its product as uncharacterized. The transcript is spliced from 2 exons. The record is from RefSeq and is a predicted model, not a curated record. Bases 1 to 228 code for a protein of 75 amino acids. NCBI's taxonomy places the organism in Eukaryota, Evosea, Eumycetozoa, Acytosteliales, Cavenderiaceae.